Molecule: messenger RNA, 3266 nt
Organism: Plutella xylostella (diamondback moth)
Lineage: Eukaryota; Metazoa; Arthropoda; Insecta; Lepidoptera; Plutellidae
Gene: MnM
Product: myomesin and myosin binding protein
Molecular function (GO): protein binding
Source: RefSeq, a predicted model, not a curated record
GCGCUGGCGUCGCGGGGCAGCGGCGCGGGCGCGCGGGGCGGGCGGGGCGGCCGCCCGUCAUCAGUGUGAGCCGGCGCGCGCCGCCGCCGCCAUGGGCAACCAGCAUUCCGGGGCCAACGCUGCACACAAACCGAGGAAGAACGUCCAUUGGAAGUCAGCAGGAGCGCCCGGGCGGCCGGGGCGGCCCGAGGCGGCGCCGGCGGGCGAGGAGGCGCACGCGGCUGCCGUGCGCUGGGCGGGCGCGGGCGACGGCGGCGCGCCGCUGCUGGGCUACCAGCUGGAGUGCCGGCGCGACGCGGGCCCCUGGCUGCGCACGCAGCCGCCGCUCGUGCCGCGCCCCGAGCUCGUGCUCACGGAUCUCGUGCCGCCGCACACCUACCGCUUCCGCGUCGCCGCAAUCAACGCCGUGGGCCAGUCGCCAUACAGCGAGGAGUCGGAGCCCUACACGACCGCCAGCCAGCGCGCGCCGCUGUUCCACGCGCCGCUCGCCGACGUCACCGCGCUCGAGAAUGAAAAGACCGAGUUCCGCGUGUCGUUCGUGGGCUCGCCGCCGCCCACCGUCGCCUGGUUCAAGGACGGCUACGAGAUCUUCAGCAGCCGCCGCACCGCCAUCACCACGGACGACUGCAGCAGCGUGCUGGUGUUCCACCAGACGCUACCGAGCGACGAGGGCGAGAUCAAGUGCACGGCCACCAACCGCGCCGGCCACGCCGUCACCAAGGCGCGCCUGGCGCUGGAGGCGGCGCCGCAGCUGCGCUACCCGCGCCAGUACGAGAACGGCCUGCUCUACGAGAUUAACGAAACUAUUCUACUGAAGACGUCGAUAGUCGGCAAGCCGGCGCCGAGCAUCGAGUGGCGGCACGACGGGCAGCCGCUGGCGAGCGGGCCGCGCGUGGAGGUGGUCACGCGGCCCGACGUCACCACGCUCAAGAUCUCGGCGGCGCAGCGCGGCGACCGCGGCGAGUACCAGGUGGUGGCGCGGAACAGCAUCGGCGAGGACUCGGCCGCCUUCCUGGUGACGGUGACGGCGCCGCCCGAGCCGCCGCGCCGCGUGUCCGUCGCGCGCCAGCUCGACAAGUCCGUGACGCUGGCGUGGCAGCCGCCCGAGGACGACGGCGGCUGCCGCGUGCAGAACUACGUGGUGGAGUACUACCGCGCCGGCUGGGACGUGUGGCUCAAGGCCACCACGAGCCGCAAGACCAGCGUCACGCUGUUCGACCUGAUCGAGGGCAGCGAGUACCGGUUCCGCGUGAAGGCGGAGAGUCCGUACGGCAUGAGCGCGCCCAGCGAGCAGUCGGCGGCCGUGCGCGUACCGGGCCGCGCCGUGGACAUGGAGUGCCUGGCCGCUGAGGCGCGCAUCAUCAGCUCCACGCUGGCGCGCGAGGAGGCGCCGCCCGCGCCCGCCUCCACCACCUUCAACGCCAUACCGCCGCAGUCGCUGGCCCCCGCGUCGCCCGCGCCGGCCCCCGUGUCGCCGGCGCCGCGCCGCCGCCGCGCCCAAACCACCCCCGCCCCUGCCCCGGCCCCUGCGCCGCAGCCGCCGCCCCCACCCCCUGCGCGGGCCGCCGAGCCCGCCCCCCGCCAGCAGGAUGACGAGUUCAUGCUGGUCCUCUAUCCAGACGCAAAGGAUUCAAAGUAUACCGCAGAAGAUAAAGCAGAGAAGCGGAAGUCUUUCCAACUGGAUCUGGAGGACGCGCUGUCGCCGCCGCCGCUGUCGUUGUCGGCGCCGGACCUGACCGCCCGCGGCCCGCCGCCCUUCCCCGCGCUGCGCCACGCCUGCAGCUCCACCGAGCUGCUGCACGAGCGGGCCAUGGCGCGCUUCUACCGAGCCGUGGCGUUGCAGGAGCAGCGCCAGCACCCGCCCCCCCGCGCGCCCAGCGAGGACACCGUCGUCGUCACCCCCGCCAGCCACAAGGCGCCCGAGAUCAUCAUCAAGUCAGACUCCGUCGAGGACCGGGAGUACGUCUACUCGUCGCGCCAGGCCUCACAGGAGAAGGAGGACAACAGAUGGAACUCGUUCGACGAGGACUACACGGCGAGCACGGCCACGUCGGACGAGGACGAGGACGAGGGCGGCAGCCUGGCGGACGAGCGCCGCUACAGCGAGGAGGAGGAGCCCUACAGCCCGCGCGGCAAGCUCGCCUCGCCCUCGCCCGAGCCUCCGCGCGCGCCGCUCAAGCCGCUGCCGCUGCCCGACCCCAACUUCGUGCCCAAACCCAUCCUCAAACGACGCGGCUCCGACAUCGUCGAACCACCCAAAAUCGAGGAGGAGAAACCGCCGCCCCCACCCGAAGAGAAACCCAAAAAAGACGAAAAACUAACAAUAUUCAAGAAAAUCACCAAAAUGCCGAAACAGAAAAUUCCUUUCCCGAAGUUACUGAGCAAAAAGGAACCCGCGAAAAUACCCGAGAAAAAGGAGGAAGAAGUGCAAAAGACGGCUAAAACUAACGCCGUUCAAGACAAAGUCAGCGAAGAGGGAAGAACCGUCAUAGAUUAUUACAGUAAUAUAGUUAAGGAAUACGGUGGACAGAAGAAGCCGACGACCCAUCUUUAUCUUAAAACGGAAGAGUUAAAGUCUGCAGCAGAAAAACAACAACAGGAAAGAAAAGCGAAAGUUGUGACCAAGACUAAGAAGGCAGCUGCAGUUAAACCCGCCGCCAAUUCUAUCAAAGCAGCCGCGCCCAAAUCGAAAGCCGUGAACUCGGUCACGAAAGCUGUCAACUCCGUGGCGAAAGACAAACAGCUGAAGCCUGCUCAGAAACAGAAGAGCGACGAGAAAGAUAAGGUAGACGAGAAGCCCAAGCUGAAGCGGAGAGUGGUCGCGCCGGCGGCUGGGGCGGAGGAGGCGCGGGGCGGGGAGGGCGUGCAGCAGAUCGUGUUGCGCACGGCCGAGCGCGCCACCGUGGUGACCAUCGACUACUCGGAGCUGGAGGCGCGCGCGCAGCGCACCGUGCGCUCCGCCAUCGACCACCUGGUGGACGGCUGCCUGCUGCUGCUCGCCUUCUGGCUCUACGUGUUCGAGGACGAGCGGCUGGCCAUCCCGCCGCUGGCGCUCAUCAUCUGCCGGCAGUGCGAGUCGUGGCUGCGGGGCGCGCCCGCCGCGCUGCGCCGCCUGCUGCCGCGCCGCCCCGCCUGACCCCACCCGCCGUGCGAUGACUGAAUACUGUGUGCAAUGUGUGAACUUGUGAUUAACUAUGUAAUUUUAAUAUCUGUGUACUUGUAACUUUGAUUGUUCUUAAAUAAAAAUAUUACAAUUGAAAAUCCAA